This is a messenger RNA of Mytilus trossulus (common blue mussel), 3196 nucleotides long. RefSeq lists its product as uncharacterized. NCBI's taxonomy places the organism in Eukaryota, Metazoa, Mollusca, Bivalvia, Mytilida, Mytilidae. The transcript is spliced from 2 exons. Bases 118 to 3177 code for a protein of 1019 amino acids. The record is from RefSeq and is a predicted model, not a curated record.
GAAACGUCCGUUUCCGUGUAUUCAUUUUGGCGGGAAAUUCAAACACCCAAGAGACGGUGAUGACCACAAAGGUAGUGAUGAGAGCUUCAGUAAAGAUGUAGAAGUUAACGAAAAUCGAUGUCUGCGGAUAGAAAGUCAAAACCGAGUGCUUCACAAGAGGAUUCUACUCCAGCAAAGAAGCAAUGCAUGGACUUGCAUUUCCAUGACGACUCUUCUGUUUCCAAGUUCACGUGGCCAGAAGAUGGAAGUGAGUCAUCUUCAUGGCAAAUUUGUGAUGCGGAUGCAGGGGAUAAUUCGAAUCCACCAAGUCAUGAUGCCACAAAUCCACCCAGUCGGGGUAACUCAAAUCCACCAAGUUUAGAAUCUACAAAGACAAAUAAUUCUUUGAGUAGUGAAUCCCUGGAUAAAAAGAAAUUGAUUAAAGAUGCAUUCGAACAGCAUUCUUCCAAGUCGACUGCUCCGUUUGUAAUCCCAAAAACUCCAGAAAAUUCUGAAAAUGAUCUUGCAUCAACGAGCACAUUUAGCACAUCAGCAGAAAGUAAUUGUUCUUCACCAAGCACACAACAAUUCGACAGGAGACUGUGCUCUCCUUGCAAAACACCCCAAAAUUCUGAAAACGAUUUCUCAUCAACGGGCUUUUGUAGGACAUCAGCAGAAAAUAAGCGAUCUCCACCAAGUACAGUCACUCAGAAAAACACAAAACAAUCCAACAAUAGAUCGUGUUCUCCUUGCAAAACACCCCAAAAUUCUGAAAACGAUUUCUCAUCAACGAGCUCAUAUAGCUCAUCAGGAGUAAGUAAUUGUUCUUCAACAAGCACGGUCGCUGAAAGUAAUUUCUCAUCGAGCACAACCUUUGAAUGUGACUCUUCUUCAUCAGACACAAGCAUUGCAAGUAGUCAACUUUCUGACAGCACUAUCUCACAGAAUUCUCAGGAUGGCCUGUCUGAAGGCAUAAAAUCUAAAAAUUCUGUCGGCUCGACAAAUAGACCAGUUCCAAUAAAACAAACACGCCUAACCGAUUCAAGUGAUAGUAAUUCGUGUGAAAGUGAUUCAUCCCUUGAUCAAGAUAUACAAGUAAAACAAAACGUAAAAAGAAAGUCUAAUUCUCCUGCAAUUAAAGGACAAGAUACAAAGGUUCCAGAAAAAAUGCAUGAUAACCACGACAAAGAAGUAACAAACAAUUUUAAAAAUGUGAAAGGUAACAAAACUAAAGAAGAGAAUCAAUCAAAAAGCAACGAGGAAGAUAAAUUGAGUGAUGACGAAGAUGACGUCAGUAAUUAUUCCGUUGAAGAUGAGGAGUAUUAUUGCAACAGCUCUUAUUCUGGUAGUGGUAGCGAAUAUGAAGUUUCGGAUAAGUCAGUACAAUGUAAUGGCAUAUCUCCCCUUCAUAUCAAGGCAAAGGUUGAUAGACAAGCGUUUGUAAUGAAAAUCAUGAAAGCGUUCAAAUGCAACUCUCUGUAUGACUCGUUUUGCUUUACUUUGCCUCGGUCAAAGGAUGCUAUGGAUGGAUACAAUAUGACAGUCAAUGGAAUACUUAGUUUGGCCGAUCAGUGUAGGUUUGGUCUAAUCGAGUCGACCUCAAUGAACUUUCCAAGUAAAGAAUCCAUAGAUUUCGCAGAAGGAGUUGUAGAAGAUAUGAGGAAGAGAUAUAAGGAUUUGUGUGGAGAAGGAGAAAAUAGUAACAGUGAUUCCCACCAUUCUUCAGAAGAAAGCACAAGUAGUAUUUUGGAGAAGGAAGUGGACAAUGAUCUCCCUCAUAAUAUUAUAUUCAUGGUUUCCGAUGGAAUCAAAGACAUUGUGUCGACAUGGAGUGGACAAUUCCAGGUCUCUACAAAUCCAGUCACAUACAUUAUGUCGCUCCGAAUGUUCGAUUAUAAGCCUUCAUUUUCAAACAAUAUUCGACCAGUUUUCGGUCAGAAACCGGAUUUGACAGAUGAAUUGUGUAAAGAUAUAGUCGAUGAAAUGGAAAAGUUCGAAUGUUCGAGACAAUUGCGAUUGGAUGUAGACUUCCGAACUUUUGAAAGUCUUACAUUUUUCAAGUGUUCCGAAAACGAAGCAAUGCUACUUAUAAACGUAAAAAGUCCAGCUACAUUUUGCCAAAGACUCGUAAAUAGCAGCGCCAUAGACAGAAACGAUUGGCAACCAAGAGACAAUUUUCUCCCUUUUGAGCAUGGAUGUUAUCAGGAUUACGUUUUGGUUCUAGGGGGCGUAGUCUCUGAAAUUUCAAGUAUAGCAGCACAGAUAACUGUAGCAUGUCCAAGCGUUAAAAUUUUAAACAAAGAUAUAAACGAGUUUUUGCUCUAUCAUAUCUCGGUCGAUUCCUUGGGAAAAUAUAGAAAUUUAGAAACUAACGACAGACGCAAAAAAUCAACAAAUUUGUCUGUUGAUCGUCGAAAUAACAUCAUAGAUGUUUUGGAAACAAAUCAUCUUCUUUCAAAAGACAAAUGUGAAGAACUAAGAACAAAUAUAACAAUAACAGAAAUGAAUUCCAGAAUAAGUUCCGAAUGUAAUUGUCUUGAUGGUACGGACUUCCAUCCAUGUUUCACUGAUUACUUAAACUACAGAUGUUUAGAUGUUAGUGAACUGGAGCAUCAACUCUCAAGAAGAUGUAAUAUCUCAGAGAAAAUGGCCGAUGCCAGACUUUCGGAUUACAAUCCUGAUUCCCAGAACAUGAGCGUAGCAGAAUACCUGGCUUUAAAUUCAAAUUCAAAUUUUUAUUAUUCUUUCUGUAGCUCAGAAAUUGUUCCCAACGACACGUGGCAUUGUAAAGUAUGUGGCAAAUGCAACCAAGAAAACGAAUGGCACUGCCCAAAAUGUGACAAAUGUUCAAAAGCACAACCAGCAUGUCAGCACUGUGGAUAUGCUGGAUAUACGUAUAUAAUUAAACCAGGCUCAGUGGAUGAAUCCAUGGCGCCAAAAUAUGAUUGGAAAAUCAACUUGAGUACGACAGAUGUCCCUGAUUGGUCUGUUACUCUCGAUCAUUCAACCGAAAAAGCCUCAUUCGACAUGGACGAUUUCAUGCAGGAUGAGUUUGGAUUGAUCGAUCCUAUGGCAUUUUUGUUGGGUUCUGAGGCUAGAGGAGGCGGGAAAAGACAAGGUCGUCGACUACAAAAGUAUGAGAAAAAGAUUGAAGGAAAUCCUAAAAUGUUAGCGGCAGCAGGAUGUAUAUUGCAAUAAAAUAUAAUAAAAAUCAGAA